Messenger RNA from Cyphellophora europaea CBS 101466, 1542 nucleotides. RefSeq lists its product as uncharacterized. Gene Ontology annotation, cellular component: membrane. The record is from RefSeq and is a predicted model, not a curated record. Bases 1 to 1542 code for a protein of 513 amino acids. Gene Ontology annotation, molecular function: transmembrane transporter activity. Gene Ontology annotation, biological process: transmembrane transport. Lineage: Eukaryota; Fungi; Ascomycota; Eurotiomycetes; Chaetothyriales; Cyphellophoraceae. The transcript has 4 exons.
AUGACUUCCGAUCCUCUCCCUCAGGCCAAGGAGAAUGCCGAUGUCCAGGUUGAGGAUGUCGGCGACUCAAACAUUGCCGAGAAGGGCUACGACAACCACCUGCCAUACGUCGAGUAUGACAAGAAGGAGACCCGGAGGAUCUUGUGGAAGAUCGACUGGAGACUGGUGCCCUUCCUGUCGGUCCUGUACCUCAUGUCCUUUUUAGACCGGUCCAACAUCGGCAACGCAAAGAUUGCCGGCAUGGAAAAAGACCUCAAUCUCACGGGCCACCAGUACAACAUUGCCCUUACGGUUUUCUUCAUCCCCUACGCCCUGCUCGAAGUCCCCAGCAAUAUCAUUCUCAAGAUGAUGCGCCCCUCCCAGUGGAUCGCCAUCAUGUUGUUCGCCUGGGGGAUCGUCAUGACACUCAUGGGUCUGGUCACUACCUAUGAAGGCCUGGUCGUGGCCCGCUUCUUCCUCGGUGUUGGCGAGGCCGGAUUUUUCCCAGCUGCGGCUUACCUCUUGACCAUCUGGUACAAGCGCUAUGAAGUGCAGCGCCGCAUGGCCGUGCUGUACUGCGCAUGCACCUUCUCAGGCGCCUUCAGCGGCCUGCUCGCCUUCGCGCUCGCCAAAAUGGACGGCAUCGGCGGCCUCGCGGGCUGGAAAUGGAUCUUCAUCAUCGAGGGUCUCCUGCCCAUCGUCCUCUCGGUGCUGGUCUACUUCUACCUCCCAGACAGCCCCGCAACGGCCAAAUUCCUCACGCAAGCCGAGCGAGACUUUAUCGUGAACCGGCUGGUCUACGAGACGGGUUCGGGAGCCGGCAAGGUCUCGCACGACGAGAAGAUCCGGUGGCUCCACAUCAAGGACGCGUUCCUGGACUGGAAGAACUGGGCCGGCAUGGUCAUCUACCUCGGCGUCAGUGUCGGCGUCUACGGCUUCGUCGCCACCGUGCCCACGGUCGUGCGCGACCUGGGCUACACGGCCGCGCACGCGCAGCUCAUGACCGUCCCAAUCUACGUCGUCGCCAUGCUCGUCGCCCUCACCACCGCUUUCUGGUCCGACCACGCGCAGCAACGCACGCCCUUUAUCGCGGGCGCCUUCAGCAUCGCCGCCAUCGGCUUCAUCGGGCAACUGGCCAUCCCGCACACGCGCCUGACGGGCCUCACCUACUUCUUCCUCUUCCUGAUCGCCAUCGGCCUGUACUCGCCCUUUGUCUGCAUCGUGUGCCUGGUGGGCAACAAUUUGGCCCCGUCCUCGAAACGCGCCGUCGGCAUGGCAUUGGUCAUCACGGUGGGCAACCUGGGCGGCAUCGCGGGCAGCAACAUCUUCAUCGCGAGCGAGGCGCCGCGGUACCCGACGGGGUUCGGCGUGUGCUUGGCGAUCGUGUGCUGCUCGAUUGGCAUGUCGUUGGUGGUGAGGUACCUGCUGAAGAAGGAGAAUACGAGGCGGGACGCGUUCAUGGCGGGCAAGACGGAGGAGGAGGUCAGGCGCGAGUUUGGGGAUGACGAGGAGCGGCUGAUUCAUAUGGGUGAUAAGAGUCCGUUCUAUCGGUACACUCUGUAG